Nannospalax galili (Upper Galilee mountains blind mole rat) is the source of this 1035-nucleotide messenger RNA. RefSeq names its product olfactory receptor 6C2. The record is from RefSeq and is a predicted model, not a curated record. The transcript has a single exon. Gene Ontology annotation, biological process: G protein-coupled receptor signaling pathway. The coding region runs from base 41 to 979 and encodes 312 amino acids. Gene Ontology annotation, cellular component: membrane. Gene Ontology annotation, molecular function: olfactory receptor activity; G protein-coupled receptor activity. Lineage: Eukaryota; Metazoa; Chordata; Mammalia; Rodentia; Spalacidae.
UGUUCAGGUCCAGGCGCUUGCGACUUGGUGCAAAACAGUGAUGAGAAAUCACACGGCAAUAACAACAUUCAUCCUGCUGGGGUUGACAAAUGACCCAAAACUACAAGUUCUAAUUUUCCUAUUUUUGUUUCUCACCUACAUGUUGAGUGUGACUGGGAAUCUCACCAUUAUCUCCCUCACACUUUUGGAUCCCCAUCUUAAAAUGCCCAUGUACUUUUUUCUCCGAAAUUUCUCUUUCUUAGAAGUCUCAUUCACAACGGUUUGUAUUCCCAGAUUCCUGUACAUGUUAGCUACAGGAGAUAAUACUGUUACUUACAAUGCCUGUGCCACACAAUUGUUUUUUGUUGUCCUCUUUGGAGCAACAGAAUUUUUUCUCCUUGCCGCCAUGUCCUAUGACCGCUAUGUGGCCAUCUGCAAGCCCCUGCACUAUACCACUAUCAUGAACAACAGAGUGUGCAGCACCCUCGUUCUCUUCUGUUGGCUUGCUGGCCUGCUGAUCAUUCUCCCCCCUCUUGGCAUAGGCCUGCAGCUGGAGUUCUGUGACUCCAAUGUGAUUGACCAUUUGGGCUGUGAUGCCUCUCCCAUUCUGCAGAUAACCUGUUCAGACACAGUGUUUAUAGAGAAAAUUGUCUUGGCUUUUGCCGUACUGACACUCAUUUUUACGUUAGUGUGUGUCAUUCUGUCCUACACAUACAUUAUCAAGACCAUUCUCAAGUUUCCUUCAGUCCAGCAAAGGAAAAAAGCCUUUUCCACCUGCUCUUCUCACAUGAUCGUCGUUUCCAUCACCUAUGGCAGCUGCAUCUUCAUCUACAUCAAACCAUCUGCAAAGGAAGGAGUGGCCAUCAAUAAAGUGGUGUCUGUGCUCACAACAUCAGUCGCCCCUCUGCUUAACCCAUUCAUUUACACACUUCGAAAUAAACAAGUCAAAGAAGCUUUCAAAGACACAGUAAAACGAAUCAUAUUUCUUACAAAGAAGUAAGAGUCUUCUAUUGUUGUUUUUCAGGCUAGCUUAAAUUUAAUCUAAAUAACCACAAG